Molecule: messenger RNA, 234 nt
Organism: Caenorhabditis elegans
Lineage: Eukaryota; Metazoa; Nematoda; Chromadorea; Rhabditida; Rhabditidae
Gene: msp-74
Product: MSP domain-containing protein
Exons: 1
Coding region: 1-234 (77 amino acids)
Cellular component (GO): cytoskeleton; pseudopodium
Source: RefSeq, marked reviewed
AUGAAGAGACUUGGAGUUGAUCCACCAUGUGGAGUCCUCGACCCAAAGGAAGCUGUUCUUCUGGCCGUUUCCUGCGAUGCCUUCGCCUUCGGACAAGAAGACACAAACAACGACCGUAUUACUGUUGAGUGGACCAACACCCCUGAUGGCGCUGCCAAGCAGUUCCGUCGGGAAUGGUUCCAAGGAGACGGUAUGGUUCGUCGCAAGAACCUCCCAAUUGAGUACAACCCAUAG